GCUUGUUCCUUAAGUUCGUUCUGAUUGGGCUUCUGAAUUGGUAUAGUAUAAAAAAAGGAACUAAAGAAAAUUUGAUCUUCACUCCUAACAGAACUUGCCGACGCAGCAUUCGACUCCGAAUGGCAGAGAACGGACUGCGAGGACAAGGGGGCGGAGCUCUCCUUCCAAAGAACCGAAUUGCAGAGGCAACCAUUGAAGAUGGACCAGGAGGGGAGGACGGACGGCGGUGCGACUUCUGCAGCCAAUCUUAUGGUACCCAGAGAACUAACAACACCAGACUGGAACGGAGCAGGCUAUGGCGACCAGGUGGAUACUUUUGACCGCGACAGCCGCAGAGGUGACACCUCUCCCCAGACCAACUGGUCGGACCCACACAAGCGGCAGAAGCACCGACAACCGAAGAAGCACCCGUGCCGCUUCUGUCCUUACUCACGCCCUUCCGCAACGGAUGUCACCAUCCACGAGAGGACUCGCACUGGCGAGAGACCCUUCAGUUGUGGUGCCUGCGAGAAAACAUUCACGAAGAAGGGUAACUUGACGGCUCACGUUAGAACUCACACCGGAGAGAAGCCGUUCAAGUGCAACACGUGCAGCAGGGCAUUUACUCAGAAAGGCAGUUUGGCGAACCAUGAGAGGACUCACACCGGAGAGAAGCCGUUCAAGUGCGAGACCUGCGGUAGAGCAUUUGCGUCUGAUAACGGUUUAUGCAAUCAUCGAAAGAUACAUCGCAAGUGAUCGAAACCCUCACGCGCAUCAUAGUUGUGAAAGGUGUUUAAACGAAAUACUCGAGCGCCGACAUGUGUUCAUAUCGUUUGGCGAUAGACCUGCAGGGGUUUUACUUGCGAGCAGUGUGUGUUUCGCAUGGUUCAAAAUGU
Messenger RNA from Ixodes scapularis (black-legged tick), 875 nucleotides. Its product is annotated as putative zinc finger protein 702. The transcript is spliced from 2 exons. Gene Ontology annotation, biological process: regulation of transcription by RNA polymerase II. Gene Ontology annotation, cellular component: nucleus. Bases 199 to 735 code for a protein of 178 amino acids. Gene Ontology annotation, molecular function: RNA polymerase II cis-regulatory region sequence-specific DNA binding; DNA-binding transcription factor activity, RNA polymerase II-specific. The record is from RefSeq and is a predicted model, not a curated record. Lineage: Eukaryota; Metazoa; Arthropoda; Arachnida; Ixodida; Ixodidae.